Messenger RNA from Venturia canescens, 5505 nucleotides. Its product is annotated as fibrillin-2-like. NCBI's taxonomy places the organism in Eukaryota, Metazoa, Arthropoda, Insecta, Hymenoptera, Ichneumonidae. The record is from RefSeq and is a predicted model, not a curated record. The transcript is spliced from 14 exons. Bases 199 to 5025 code for a protein of 1608 amino acids. Gene Ontology annotation, molecular function: calcium ion binding.
CGAGGAUCGACUACGUUGCCGGCUGCUUCUAUAAAACAUCGAUUUAAUUUAAUACCCUUUUAUUCGCUACGAUUAUCAUUCACAUUCGAAACAAUCGUCUGUGUGCAGAUCUUAUAUUCUUUGUACACUCGACGACGCAUGAUUAAUCAGUAAUACUUGAAACAAACCUGUGCACCGGUUUGCGGUUCCCGCAAGAAGAUGGAAAAACGCCGGGGACGCUCGUGCUCCGCGAUCUCCCGAUCGACUUCGACUAUUUUUAUUCUUCUGCUCCAUUUGACCAUUCGGAUACCUGAAGGCGUUUCGGGGGUCGAGACGAGAAUGGAAGGUCAGUUCGAGAGAUGCUGCGGCCUCGGCACGUCCUGGGCGAAGGAGGGUUUGCGAUGCGAAAAAUUCACUGGACCGGUAAGCGAUGUGCCUCGAGUCGAACAGGGAUUGUGCCUCGAAGCCGUUGACAUCUGUUGCGUACGUGCUCAUCGCGAGAAAAGCUGCGAGAAAGGGAAAGCAGACGCCAGGGCUGGACUUGCUUGCGUUCAGGGUGAAAGUUCCGACAAAUCACCGUGUCCUGACGAUCAACACAGAGAUUGCUGCGAGGCCUGUAAAUUAGGUAUCUUGACUGGCUCAAUGGGCCAGGGUUGCGGUUUCAAAUCGUUUGCCUUUGGUAAGCCGUGGGAUCCUGCAUUCAUGGAAUGCUGUAAGGAGGCAUCGCCAACGACGACCGAUAGCGAAACGUCAUCGACACCAAUAUUUUCAACCGAUACAACCACCGAUUUUAACGUUACGACAAGCACGUCUUCGCUCUCGUCAGACCCUACGUCGGAUUCUACGUCACAAGAAUAUCCUACACCAGCUCUCGACGACAUUUGCCAGUUGAUGAGAGGUCUCCUGUGCUCCGACAUUUGUGUGCCAACGCCUGGAUCUUUUUACUGCAAGUGUCCCGACGACUCCAUACUCCUCGAAGACGGAAAAACCUGCAGAAAAAAUAUUCCUGAAGACAGAUGCAAAAGUAACAGUCCGUGCUCGCAACGUUGCACCGACACCGGCACCGAAAUAAAGUGCAGCUGCAAUCCAGGCUUCGUUCUCGGCCCGGACAACCGCACUUGCUCUCCAAUAACAGAGCGAUUCGCAGCUCCGACGGAAGACAAUGAGCCCGAUCCGAGAUGUCCCGCUGGCUACGAGUACAACAAAACCGCCCAGGUCUGCGAUGACAUCGACGAGUGUGCCGAAAGUCCUUGCCCCGGAGACUGCAAAAACCUCGUCGGAUCGUACGUGUGUCUCAAGGUGAUGAGCGCGGAAAAGGAAGAGGAAGCACGUCAGGAAAGCUGUCCCCCCGGUUACCAAUGGGAUUCGGUGACGCAAUUGUGCACAGACAUCGACGAGUGCCUCGAGUUGAGCGGAGCUUGCAACGAAGAAUCUCAUUUGUGUGUAAAUACUCAGGGGAGUUUUACUUGCCAUGAAUUGAGUGGUCCGAAGGGCUGUCCCGCAGGUUUCAAAUUCGACGUCGCAACGAGGCUCUGCAAAGACGUGGACGAAUGCGCCGAAAGGAUACACGGGUGUUUACCGGAAGCUGAGGAAUGCAGGAACAUCGAAGGCGGAUACGAGUGCGAUAUGAAGUGUCGCAAAGGCUUCGCUUUCAGUCACAGACUCGGUCUAUGUUUGGACAUCGACGAGUGCACGGAGUCGUCGCACCCUUGCCCGGACCCGGAGACGCGUUGUGUGAACAAAGUCGGAAGUUACGAGUGCAGAAAAUCACAAAAACUUGCGACAAACGUUUCGAAAAUAAUGGCGACCGGAAGCAGUGGAAUUCCAGCCGACUGUAGAAACGGAAAAGGUGAAAAUGUUUGCCCGGAGAAAAAAGAGAACUUGAUCGACACGAAGCGUGAGAAGGCCGGAGGAAAAAUACAGAGGGAAGAAGAUUGGCCGAAAGAACCGGAAGCAGCGGGCAGCAAUUACGAGAAAUUCGUCAUCGAAGAUCAAACAUUUUCGGACCCGAGUUCCAGCAUGAGGAACAACGUACUGGACGACGAAACUUUCCCGAGCAAUUGUCCUCCUGGAUCAUUUUACAACCGGGAAAGAAAGACCUGCGAGUGCCACGCAGGCUUCGAAAUCGAUCCUGUCAACGGGGAAUGCAGAGACCCUUCAAAAAACGCGACGAAGCCGAUACUGUCAACGUAUUCGGAAGGGAGGGAGGAAAAUCCGUGUGCCUUGGGUUACAAGCGAGAUAGUUUCGGCUGCGUGGAUAUUGACGAGUGUUCCGAAGGUCCGGGUUGUCAGAGCAACGAGAGAUGUACGAAUUUUCCGGGAGGUUAUAAUUGCGCGCCAUUGUGUAGCGACGGUUGGCGUUGGGAAGGAAGGAGAAAGAGUUGCAUCGACGUCGACGAGUGUUUGGAAGCUCUUGACGACUGUCCCCGCGAGACUCAUCGAUGUGUCAACAAAAAUGGGACUUACGUUUGCGAAGAGCUGGAGUCAUGUAAAUCGGGUUAUCGUCGAAUAUACAACGGGAGUUGCAUCGAUAUUGACGAAUGUGUGGAAGGCCCGGGUUGCCGAGAGCACGAGCGUUGCAAGAAUUUGCCGGGACGUUACGACUGCGAGUUGUUGUGCGUCAAGGGCUGGCGCUUCGAUCCCUCGAGCAAAGGUUGUUCGGACAUUGACGAGUGUCUUCUGGGCCUUCACGACUGUCCCCAAAGCUCUCAUCGUUGCGUUAAUACCAAUGGGACUUACAGCUGUCAAUUGAUACCACCGUGCACUCCCGGCUUUCGUAAAAUGUUCAACGGGAGCUGCGUCGACAUCGACGAGUGCCUUGAAAAUCUUCACGACUGCAAACUCAACUAUCAUCGAUACUGCGUCAAUCGCGAAGGCACCUACGAAUGCGUCACUCGUUAUCCGGAGUGCUCAAAGGGAUUCGAAUAUUCUCUACGGUCACGCAGCUGUCAGGAUAUCGACGAAUGCUCCAGAGGCGAAUACACUUGCGACGCCAGGUUCAAUGAGAAAUGCGUAAAUUUACCUGGCUCUUAUAAAUGCGAGAGACCUACCUUCAGCUCGCACGGAAAACGGCAAAAACCAGCUUGUCCCAACGGAUACCGUUACGAUAGCGCGAGAAGAGAAUGCACUGACAUCGACGAGUGUGCCGAAGGAUUGGACAGUUGCGGCGAUGAGGUGUGUUACAAUCAGCCAGGCGGUUACAGUUGCGCCCGAACGCCAGCGCCAAUCCCAAUGAAGCCGAUCCGGCAGCCAGCGAAUCAGGAGAAACCUUCGGCCGACGAAAACUGCCAACCAGGGAUGAGAUACAUGAGAAAUCGUGGCUGCCUGGACGUGAACGAGUGCGAAGAGGACGACGAGGCUUGCUCGAGUAACGAACAGUGUGUCAACACGCCCGGAAGUUUCACGUGCGAGUGCAAGCUCGGCUUUCGUCGGGACAAUUUGACCCAGGCGUGCGUCGAUAUAAACGAGUGUCAACUGCUGGAAAAUGAUUGCUUAUCUACUCAGAGAUGCGACAAUACUCUCGGAAGCUAUAACUGCGUCAGAUAUUUACCGUGCGGAACAGGAUACACGCUGAAUGCGGCUACCGAAAUCUGCGAAGACGACGACGAAUGUGUCCUCGGGACUCACGACUGCAGCGGCGGCUACCACUGUCGAAACACUCUGGGAUCUUAUCGAUGCGACAAAAAUCCACGAUCCUCGGGGUCUCUCGCUUCCCCGAGAACUGCACCCGUCACCUCGAGAAUCUACGCGACCACUCCUUCGUCCAUUUUGAGCACGGGACCGCGGGGCAUCUGCCCACGCGGUUUCGUCGACGGCCCCAACGGCCGAUGCAUCGAUGUCGACGAAUGUUCCAGAUCCGUCAAUCCUUGCGCUCGAUCAUUGCAAAAAUGUGUCAACACUCUCGGAUCGUACAAGUGCGUUUCGAGAGUGCUCUGUGGCAACGGUUACACUUUGGAUCCCGAGAGCAAUUCACAUUGCGUCGACGUAGACGAAUGUGCGGAGGGAACGCACGAUUGUCGCAAAGGUCAAACCUGUCGAAAUCGACAGGGCGGAUACAUUUGCGAGUGCCCGCCCGGUCACGUCACAGGCCCGAACAAAGACUGCGUCGACAUCGACGAGUGCAGUAUUUACGCGAGUCAAAGUUACGGCGGCGUUUGCGGGACGAACGCUCGCUGCGAGAACACCGUCGGCUCGUUCCGUUGCGUGUGCGAGUCCGGAUUCGAAAACGUUGCGCACGGAUCCGGAGUCUGUCAGGACGUCGACGAGUGCGCGAGGAGCCCCGGAUUGUGUCAACACGAUUGCGUCAACGCUUGGGGAAGCUACAGGUGCACUUGCAAACCGGGAUUCCGUCUCAACCCCGACAACAGAUCCUGCACCGACAUCGACGAGUGUGUCGAGUUCAAGGAAAAUAAUUUGUGCAUCGGGAUUUGUGAAAAUACCCCGGGAAGCUACGCUUGCAGCUGCCCCAACGGUUACAAACUCAGCCCCGACGGAAGAACGUGUCAAGACAUGGACGAGUGUGCUUCCGGGCGUGUGUGCAGAGAUCCUAGCGAAAUGUGUCAAAACACACGUGGAAGCUUUCGUUGCAACAGGAUAGACUGUCCGACCGGAUAUUACAGAGAUCGUGAGAGAAAAAAUCGAUGUGUGCGGACUUCGCGUUACUGUCCGAGCGGCGACCUCGCGUGUUUCCGUGCCCCGUCACACUUUUCUUACAAUUUUAUAACGUUCGUAAGUAUGUUGCCGAUUCCAUCGACGGGAAUCCUCGAAUUGUUUACGAUGAGAGGAACGCACUUGCCGGGAUCAACGGUCCAAUUUUCAAUGGCGUUGGUCGACGCGCGUGCUCCUCCCGGUGUCACGAGAGCGACUGAGUCUUGUUUCGCGCUUAGGCGACCAACGCCGUCUCAGGCCGUUCUUGUACUGACGCGAAGCAUCCCCGGCCCCCAAGAAAUCGAGCUCGAUCUUAGCAUGGAAAUUUAUCACAAUGCCGCAUUCGCCGGAAGUGCUGUCGCCAAACUCUUCAUAUACGUUAGUCAGUAUGAAUUUUAAUACUUCGAACCAAAGAACGAGAGCAGAAAAAGUUUAAAUGAGCGAAUGAAAAAAAUCCUUGCGACACUUCCGUUAGAAUAUUGUUUGAUAUUCGCAUUAAAAAAUCGUUGAAACGAUUUUCAAACUUUUUUCGAAAUCGCAAAAACGAUAAGGCUCCAAAGGAAAUCAUCUGCACGCUGCAACAUCUUAUGAAUUCAGAUCGAUGUUUUCGUUCUGGACUGUAAAAAAAUUGAAAUUUCGGAGUGCCAUCUACUUUUCUGGCGACACAUCGAGUGCUUCCGAAAAAAAAAGUUUUAGUGUUCAUGCAAAGUGCAAAAAAGUGAACACUGAAUAAUGCUUCUCGUCGAUAGAAUGUAUUUAGAAUAAUGAAGGAAUGCAAAACGAUUUGUAGGUUUAAAAUAUUGUACUUCGUGUAAACUCAGUGAAUGUGAAACCCCAAUACAAUUAAUGUAAAAUAAAUCAUUGACACGUGUUCUGAGA